AUUAAAUGUUGUAAAUUUAUUCAACUUUUCAACAUUAAUUAUGUAGCGAUGAAGUGUCGUUCUAAUCUUGCGUACCAGACAAUUUUUCGAGCGUGAUCCAAGUUUAUUAAAACAUUUUCGUCACUAUGGAAUUUUCGUGGGCACUUCAGCAUCAAUCUAACGAUCAAAAUGGACGAAAUCAUCCGAAUGAUCAUCAUGAAGACGCUAAUAUUAUUAAUCAAGUUUGCGCUCGUCGCGUGCUUAGCGUGACAGGUCGUGGUGAUUUCGUCGGCGGGAUAGACAACGAAGCCUUGGAUUUUUCGCAGUUAGAGGACUUUAUCAACAGUGACAGUGAACAGCCCGCGACAUAUUUCGCGGAUACCCUUGCCCACAAUGAAAAUGGAGGUGGAACGGUGUCCCACGGUGGCCGGAUCGAGGCACCCACGUCACAACCGGUUGCCCAACAGCAGCCGCCACCAUCGCGACUACCUUCGCCGCAGAUGACGCAGGCUCAUCCAGUUUCGAUAGCGUGCGCUUCCGGUACCACGACGGUACCCAACAACGUCGGCUACAAAGAUCCGCAGGCGUAUGUUCACCCACACGCGCUACCGGAAAGUCCACCGGAUAGCGGAAGUGAGCCACCGUAUUCACCGCCGGGACAUAAUGACACUCAACACGUACAUUCGCCACAUCAAAAGGCAGCUUUGAAAGAGAUACUUCUGCAUCAUCAAAACAAUCAGUACUCUUCUAAUUUGCUACCACCUUCUCCGAGAACGUUGCCUGCGACAACGGAUCCUCUGUUGUUAACGCCGGUCCUGACAUCUCAUCUCACGUCGGGAACGCCGAAUCUUUCAACGCAGCCUCAGAUAGGACCGCCUUUGGUACCGUUGCCGCAUGAACACAGUCCGGCUGGCAUUAACACGCUGUACUCCUCCCUGCAAUCGGCCCCAAAAAAGAGGAAACUCAGCCAAGAUGGCCUUAUCCACGUCAAACAGGAACCCGAACUGGGUACCGUGGAGCACAGUUGCAGCAGCAGUAGCGCAGUGCUAGACAGUGACGAAGUUGCUGACGGCACGUACAUCGACGCUAGUUAUCAGUGUAUUCGAUUUCAUCCUUUCCAGCAAACAUCUUGGCAUGUUCUUUGCGAUCAUAAUCUCAAAGAGUUACCGGUACCACAUUACAGAGUGGAUGCCGACAAAGGGUUUAAUUUUAGCAAUUCGGACGAUGCGUUUGUUUGUCAGAAGAAGAAUCAUUUUCAGGUAAAAGAUCGACGUCCGAUAAUUGUAAAGAUAAAACAAAGUAUAUUGCGG
This is a messenger RNA of Temnothorax curvispinosus, 1289 nucleotides long. RefSeq names its product myelin regulatory factor-like. The record is from RefSeq and is a predicted model, not a curated record. Lineage: Eukaryota; Metazoa; Arthropoda; Insecta; Hymenoptera; Formicidae. Gene Ontology annotation, molecular function: sequence-specific DNA binding; DNA-binding transcription factor activity. The annotation marks the transcript as partial. Gene Ontology annotation, cellular component: nucleus; endoplasmic reticulum membrane. Gene Ontology annotation, biological process: positive regulation of DNA-templated transcription; protein autoprocessing. The transcript has 6 exons.